AAUUUGUUUUGUUUGCUAGAUGAAAUCAAAGUAAUUUUGAUUGCCAUGUGAUAUCUGUUUUAUUGGUGGUCUGAAAUCUUUCAUGCUUUCCAUUCAAAACCCCUAUUUUGAGGGGUUUGUAAGCACAGUUCAAUAAAAAAAACUAGCUAAAAACUUGGAAUUCAUGAUCUUGGUUCAAUAUGAGGUACUUACUUUAACAAAAUUUUAAAUAGUUCUUUUUCAAAAUUGUGAGGAGUACAAAGAGGAAUAAAGGAAUUUCUUGGUUAAACCAGGAAUAUUUUUCUGGCCAACUUAUCCCAAUUAGAUUUACAUAGCAAACUUUCCUCUUCUAGAAAUUAUUUAAGUAUGUAUGUUCUUAGGUUCCAUUUGCCACAAGAACUCGCCUCAAAAUGUUCCUUUUCCUUUUGCUAUAGUUUGUAACAAAUACCCUCUGCCUCUGCUCUUUUUUUCCUACACAUUUAUGCUUUUUAAAUUCUCUCUAGUAUAUUUGCAUUAAAAAUGGCUUUAUGUUUUGGCUUUCUUUGGGCUUUCCCCCCCUUCCUCUUGCAUGACCAGCUUGAAUAAGCAGUAUAUAGCUACCUAUUGUUGGAAAAGCAGCAUUAACUUUGAGUGAUGGUAUAGUUUGAAUAGUGUGGACUUGGCUGAAAAUAAGUUUCUAAAGUGUAAACCUUAAACACGCUGCCGUGGAGGUUUCACUUGAGGAGCAGACUUUCGAACUAGGUUUUCUUCUUCUUCUGGAAAGUGUGGAUGUCAGCUUGAGUACUUUCACAGUCUGUUUUUAACCUGUUUUGCAUAGUGAACACUUAACUACUAUUGGUCCAUAAAGGUGUUUGUGGGUUUUGGUUGCUUUUAUUUCACUUCUUAUUUUUUGAAAAUCAUUUCCUGAAAACCUAGUACAGAAAUGUUACUUACUCCAGGAAGUGAGAUGAUGAUCUUUUGGAAAGCUUUACUUUCUAAAGAAAAUUUGCUUCAGGCAAGAGGUUUUUAGGUGCUGCUGAAAUUUUGGAGAUCUGGGAAGAUGGAGAAAUAACAUGACACCAGCUCUGAAGCAGCAACAUCUGCUGUGGUUCAAAGCCACACAAAGAAAGCCACUGAAGCACUCGAAUGUUUUGGACUGCACGGACAAGUGUGGUUCAGCUAUAAAGACUGCAGAGUGGAGAAAACUUAAAGUUUGGAGGAGCUGAUAAAAAAUGGAGUCGUGGAAGAUGAGCAUCUUCAAGAAACAAACAUCCCCUUGUCCUCCAAGCUAUCGAAGAUCUUUAUCAGAACCUGCUUAUGCAGAUUCAGAGGUAGGAACGAGCUUAAAGAUUUAUCCAUGGUGUGGUCCGGUGAAAAGCAAGAGGAAGAAAAGUGAAAAUGCUGUUUCCAGUCUAGAAAAGCCACUGUGUGCUUAUCGGUGGCAAAAGCAUCCCAGCUUUAGAUGGAAGGGGGGCAAAGGAGAGAGAUUGCAACAUAGAGCAAGAGACCUGGAGGAUGCACAGCAAAACGUCCUGCCAAAGAGGGUUGAUGAAGCUGCGGCCUCUGCUCAGGAGGUCCUCGGAACAUCAGCAGAGAAGCUGAACCCGGCCAGCACCCAGUCACUUCGGUCUCCAUUCACCAGAUCUGUUUCAGAACCGGAACCCCGCUGCGGUAUCAGAGUUGUUAGAGCGUGGCCGGCUUCAGUGGGGCCAGUGGAGGCUGAAGAGCAGGGAUAUUUUAUCCGUGGCAUUUUCUCUACUCUGUCUAAUGGCUUCUCCAGGAUGCUGAGUCUAAGAGGAGAAUCAGCCAAUGAGCCAAUGAGAGAAGAAGAUGUUAAAGGACCACCUACCCACCGCCUGUCUUGCGGUCAGUCCCCCUACACUGAGACAACAACAUGGCAGCGGAAGUAUUGCAUCCUUACCGACAGCCAGUUGGUGUUGCUCAACAAGGAGAAGGAGAUACCUGUGGAAGGGGGCCAGGAGCAGCAGGCAGACUCCACCAAAGGGCGGUGCCUCAGGAGAACUGUCAGCGUCCCUUCCGAGGGUCAGUUUCCUGAGUACCCACCAGAGGGCGCCACUAAACUGGAGGUGCCGGCAGAAAGGUCCCCCCGCAGACGGAGUAUCUCAGGGACCAGCACAUCAGAGAAACCCAACUCCAUGGACACUGCCAAUACCUCACCCUUCAAAGUACCAGGUUUCUUCAGCAAGCGUCUGAAAGGCUCCAUCAAGAGGACCAAAAGCCAAUCAAAGCUUGACAGAAACACGAGUUUCCGGCUUCCAUCCCUUCGUAACACAGAUGACAGGUCUCGUGGGCUGCCCAAACUGAAAGAGUCCCGUUCCCAUGAAUCCUUGCUGAGCCCGUGCAGUGCAGUAGAAUGUCUGGAUCUUGGUAGAGGGGAGCCUGUAUCAGUGAAACCUCUCCAUAGUAGCAUCCUCGGACAAGACUUCUGCUUUGAGGUUACCUACUUAAGUGGAAGUAAAUGCUUCAGCUGUAACUCUGCUUCAGAGAGAGAUAAGUGGAUGGAAAACCUUCGCAGGACAGUUCAACCAAAUAAGGACAACUGCAGACGAGCUGAAAAUGUUCUCCGUUUAUGGAUCAUUGAAGCCAAGGACCUUGCCCCUAAAAAGAAAUAUUUCUGUGAACUGUGCCUUGAUGAUACCCUCUUUGCUCGUACAACCAGCAAGACCAAAGCAGACAAUAUUUUUUGGGGCGAACAUUUUGAAUUCUACAGCCUUCCACCUCUUCAUAGCAUCACGGUUCACAUUUACAAGGAUGUGGAAAAAAAGAAAAAAAAGGACAAGAAUAAUUAUGUAGGGCUAGUGAACAUCCCCACUGCCAGUGUGACUGGUCGCCAAUUUGUAGAAAAGUGGUAUCCAGUGAGUACGCCUACACCCAACAAAGGAAAGACCGGAGGGCCUUCUAUUCGGAUUAAAUCGCGUUUCCAAACCAUCACCAUUCUGCCUAUGGAGCAAUACAAAGAAUUUGCAGAAUUUGUCACCAGCAACUACACCAUGCUGUGCUCUGUCCUUGAGCCAGUAAUUAGCGUGAGGAAUAAAGAGGAGCUGGCUUGUGCCUUAGUGCACAUUCUGCAGAGCACGGGCAGAGCCAAGGAUUUUCUGACCGACUUGGUGAUGUCUGAGGUGGAUCGUUGUGGCGAGCAUGAUGUCUUAAUCUUCAGAGAGAACACCAUUGCCACCAAAUCCAUUGAGGAAUACCUCAAGUUGGUGGGACAGCAAUAUCUUCAUGAUGCAUUGGGGGAGUUCAUCAAAGCUUUGUACGAGUCGGAUGAGAACUGCGAAGUGGACCCCAGCAAAUGUUCCUCUAGUGAACUGAUAGACCAUCAGAGCAACCUGAAGAUGUGCUGCGAGCUGGCUUUCUGCAAGAUCAUCAACUCUUACUGUGUUUUCCCUCGUGAAUUGAAAGAAGUGUUUGCGUCCUGGAAGCAGCAGUGCCUGAGUCGAGGCAAGCAGGACAUCAGCGAGCGGCUCAUCAGUGCCUCGUUGUUUCUCCGUUUCCUGUGCCCAGCCAUCAUGUCGCCCAGUCUUUUCAACCUGAUGCAGGAGUAUCCUGAUGACCGCACCUCUCGGACACUCACUCUCAUCGCCAAGGUCAUUCAGAACCUGGCCAACUUCGCCAAGUUUGGUAACAAAGAGGAAUACAUGGCAUUCAUGAAUGACUUUUUAGAACACGAAUGGGGUGGAAUGAAGCGCUUUCUUUUGGAGAUCUCUAAUCCAGACACCAUCUCAAACACCCCGGGCUUUGAUGGUUACAUUGAUCUGGGCCGAGAGCUUUCAGUUUUGCAUUCCUUACUGUGGGAAGUAGUUUCCCAACUUGAUAAGGGUGAAAAUUCCUUCCUACAGGCGACCGUGGCAAAACUGGGGCCUCUCCCUCGCGUUCUUGCUGAUAUCACCAAGUCUCUGACUAACCCUACGCCAAUACAGCAGCAGCUGAGACGCUUCACAGAGCAUAGCUCAAGUCCAAAUGUCAGUGGAAGCCUCUCUUCCGGGCUGCAGAAAAUAUUUGAAGACCCCUCUGACAGCGAUCUGCACAAGCUGAAGUCUCCCAGCCAGGACAACACAGACAGCUACUACCGAGGGAAGACGCUGCUGCUGGUCCAGCAAGCCUCCUCGCAGAGCAUGACUCACUCUGAGAAGGAGAAGGAAGGCAGCCUGCCCAACGGCCGCAGCAUCUCCCUCAUGGACCUGCAGGACGCGCACGCGGCGCAGGUGGAGCACGCGUCUGCGGUCCUGGACGUGCCGCUGCGCCUGACCGGAAGCCAGCUUUCCAUCUCCCAGGUGGCCAGCCUCACGCAGCUGCGGGAAGCCCAGAGCACGCCCCAGAGCGCGCCCCAAGUGAGAAGGCCCCUGCACCCAGCCCUGAGCCAGCCAGGCAGCCUGCAGCCCUUGUCAUUCCAGAACCCCGUCUACCACCUCAGUAACCCGAUUCCGUCGAUGCCAAAGGCCUCCGUGGAUUCCAGUUUGGAGAACCUGAGCACUGCCAGUUCCAGAAGCCAAAGCAACAGUGAAGACUUCAAACUCAGCGGGCCCAGCAACAGCAGCAUGGAAGACUUCACCAAACGCAGCACGCAGAGCGAGGACUUCUCCAGGCGGCACACUGUGCCGGACAGACACAUACCUCUUGCUCUCCCACGGCAAAACAGUACUGGGCAGACCCAAACCCGAAAAAUGGACCAGGCCGGGUUGGGUGCCCGAGCCAAAGCCCCGCCCUCCCUGCCACAUAGCGCCUCGCUCCGCAGCACCGGGAGCAUGUCCGUGGCGUCCGCAGCUCUGGUGGCCGAACCCGUGCAGAACGGGAGCCGCUCUCGGCAGCAGUCCUCCUCCUCCAGAGAGAGCCCUGUCCCCAAAGUGAGAGCCAUCCAGAGACAGCAGACGCAGCAGGUUCAGUCACCCGUGGACUCUGCCACCAUGUCGCCUGUGGAGAGGACAGCAGCCUGGGUUCUGAACAACGGGCAGUACGAGGAGGAUGUGGAGGAAACUGAGCAGAAUCCAGACGAAGCGAAGCAUGCUGAGAAGUACGAACAGGAAAUCACGAAGCUGAAGGAGCGCCUGCGAGCGUCCAGCCGGCGGCUGGAGGAGUACGAGCGGCGCCUGCUGGUGCAGGAGCAGCAGAUGCAGAAGCUGCUGCUGGAGUACAAGGCCCGGCUGGAGGCCAGCGAGGAGCGGCUGCGCAGGCAGCAGGAGGACAAGGACAGCCAGAUGAAGAGCAUCAUCAGCAGGCUAAUGGCUGUAGAGGAAGAACUGAAGAAGGAUCACGCUGAGAUGCAGGCGGUUAUCGACGCAAAGCAGAAGAUAAUUGACGCGCAGGUCAUAAAUGGAGAUGAAAUUAUUCAAACAGGAAAAACGGAUCGUGUCGCUGGAUUCGGCCAACACCAGGCUGAUGAGCGCGCUGACGCAGGUGAAGGAGCGCUACAGCAUGCAGGUGCGCAACGGCAUCUCCCCCACCAACCCCACCAAGCUUUCCAUCACGGAGAAUGGUGAAUUCAAAAACAGCAGCUGCUGACGGGCCGUGCGGGAGACCCGAGGAGGCUGCCCCGCGCGCCCGCCCCAGGCCCCUCCAGGUCGACGGAACGUUGCCCCUUCGGAACGGCAGUGUGGCGGUGUGGUGAGGACCUCGGGAAUGAAGGAGGAAACCUUGUCUUUCAGGGCAUAAGGCGAAGACUUCCAAGGUCAAUGCUUCCCCACCCCCCGUGUGUCUAUGUACAUAGGGAACUUAGUUCUGGGCCAUGUACAGAAAAUACCACUGUAAUAUACCAAAUGGGAGUUAAUAAUGUAGAAUACCUUUUUAAUUAUUGCUAUUUUUAUUAUUGUUUUUCCUCUUGUUGAAAGCACUGCAGUUGUUGAGGAAAAGUAGGAAGUGCGUGUGCGUGCGACGUGAGCCUGUGGGUGCCGCAGGCAGAGGCCACACGUCUGUCUGCUGGAAGUACGUGGCGUGCCCUGGGGCCUCGUCAGAAGGAGUUUUUCAGGGAUUCGUCUGCCAGUUUAGAAACCCCACCUGCGCCCCCACGUCCUUUAGGAAAACAUGCAGAUACCAAGAUCCGAAACAGUCAUCUGCCAGCGACCGGCCACGCCUGGAUCUGGUUGGACAGCUAAUCCGAUCCGGGGCUCACCGCGUCCGAGGACACAGGGCAGAGCUGCUCUGUGCCUCUCUGGCGCCCCCGUCCGUGUCUGCUCUGUUUUCCAUGGGGGACUUUGUUUACCCUGGUUGUAAUCAAGAGUGGACUUCUUCCUCUUUAGAGUUUACAGAGCUGUAAAUCUAUGUGUCUCCACUACCAUCCUCAUCUUCACACGUCCUUCCACUGCCCUUCCCUCUAGCUGGUGGGAGCAGUCUUCAGCCAACAGGGUCUACUCUCCCCUGGAGAGGUUAUUCCAGUGUGCUGUCCCUAAGCAUCCAAACUGAACACCCUUUCUUCCACAUAGAAAAGGGCUAACCAUACCAUCGCAGGAAUCUGAGUAUUUCCUAGGAAAAAAUUGUUUUCUAUUUGUAAGUUCUAAUGCCUGUUUGGGAUGAAGAGCGUAUCCAUUGUAACUAGCAGGUCUGUGGGCAGGGUAAUUUUAUCUCUAUCUCUACCUUUUAAAUAGUUCCUUCUGCCUCCUAUCCCUUCCGUAAAAUUUGGAAAGGAAAUCCAAACCUGAAGCAUCGUCGGCUCAGAAGUGACGAUGGCUCUCACACAGGUUCCCAUUGUUACUCCCAUGCCCUUGGGAGAUCUGGCAGUAACGACCCAGUCUCAACACUUGUCAUCCUCGUCUUUAUUAAUAGAGGACAAAAAAAAGCUGUGGCAGCCAACUUGCUUCCUUUUUUCCAGAGGUGUGGAAUUGUGUGCAUUAUCCAGACAUUCUGUAAACAAAUAGAUAUACACAUAUAUACACACGUAUGUACAUAGAACUGCACUAACAGGAGGAGGUCCUGCCUUCUGUGCCGUCAGAUAUGUUAAAGGGUCUUCAAUCUCUUUCCACAAGAUGUAAGCAAUUUUACAUUGAGGAAGCAAUAGCAUUUCUCAAGUAAGUUAAUGAUGUUUAUUUUAAAUUAUAAAAUUUAAGGAAAAGCAAUUUAAAAAAAAAAAAGAAAGAAAGAAAAGGGGAGGGAGAAAGACCUGGGGGAGUGCGCUGUGUGGAGCGAGUCCUUCUGCGUAAUGGCGGGUGUGGCCGGGAGCAGGAGACACUGGCCAGUGCCCUCUGGAGGGAGGCCCGGACGCAGGCACCAAGCCCCCCUCUCACCAGGUCCCAGGCCUGCGCUUCGGCAGCAUGCCCAUGGCCCCAGCCCCUCACCCUCUCCACACAGCCCCAUGCCUGACGGAGGGCGACGCCGGGAGCCCUCCAGUCCGCUUAUCUGAUCUGCGGACUUCAAGCCACGCUGUUUUGGCACUGGUGUGUUUUCUUGGCCCUUGGCAGUUAUUUUACAAAUUCUUGUCUGUUCCUUUCAAGCCGAGGGCACGCUGUGGCCAAAAUCACUUAUCUGAACAGGACACAGAGGUUACCAGGAGUCAUGUCGCGUGUUGGGGGAAAGGCUGUGAACACCAGUCUCUUCUUGUUCGUGGCGACUCCCAGCUCCAGCCACAUUUAAUUCAUUCUUUGUAAAAAGCCUUCAGCCGUGCUGCAGAAGACCCAGGGAAAGACUGUCAGUUUCAGUGGCCUUAAGUACGUGAGUGAUGUGGGUGAUGUCUUCCAUGGAGGCUGUGGAAGUCUCGGGCGUUGGUACGCAUUACAGAGGGCUGAUGGACUCACCCGUGCUGGGGACUGAGCGGAGACACAGAACAGCAGCUCUGUUUCUGACGGAUGCAACGCGUCUCUGUUAGUGUUGUGAGAGCUCUGUGGAGUGGUCCACAUUGGAAGAUCAGGCACCCCGAACAUUCAUGCAGGUGGUGUAGCCCUCUACCAUCAGGCUAAUCUUGAAUGAAGAAAAGAAUAAAAACAUAAGACGGUUGGAAGUAAGCAGAAAGUUCGAAGCUAUUACCAGACAUUAAAUUUUAGAUUAUCCUUUGAGCCUGCUCCUUCCCAAACAUUUUUCUGAGUAUAUCCUUAGAGAAUGGAAGAAGGCAGCAACAGGCGGGGUGGCAUUGUGACGCGGCAGGUUAAGCUGCAGCCUGUGACACCGGCGCCACAUGGGCACCAGUCCAAGUCUCGGCUGCUCCACUUCCGAGCCAGCUCCCUGCUAAUGCACCUGGGGAAGCAGUAGAAGAUGGCCCGAGUGCUUGGGUCCCUGCACCCAUGUGGGAGAUCUGGAUGAGGCUCCUGGCUCCUAGCCUUGGCCUGGCCCAGCCCUGGCCAUUGCAACCAUUUGGGGGGUGAACCAGCAGAUGAGGCUCACUCUGUCCCCUCUUUCUCUCUGUAACUCUGCCUUUCAAAUAAAUACAUCUUUUUAAAAAGCAGCAACAGGUAAUGAUUUUCACAGGGGCGUUGCUUACUUGGCCUUUCUUCAGCCCAAAUAGGCACAGCCCUUUGCUUUACGGGGAGGAGGCACACGGUUAGGUGAGGGGCCAUGCCUGACAUUUCACGCCUCCCUCAGAACGUCACCAUCUCACGGGGUGCAGCACAGGAGCAGGGUUGCACAGACAUCUGAAGUUAAGGUGAAGCGCUUGCAGAGUGUCUAGCCGACAAGCACACUUGGCCGUGAACAGGGAGUUAUUCCUAGGACUCAGAAGACAGAGGUCCCUGCUCCCCUUUCACACCCCUGAGCGAUAAGCUGUCUGAGCUGAAGCUGUGAAAGCAUUUUGUUUCCGUCGGGUCAUCGUGUUCCCCGAGUCCCAGCAGUCAAGGCCAUGACAGAGAGCAGAUCACCGGGUAACUACUGUAGCAGGCACCAAGCAAGCCAUCUGUCCAAGGCGGGCAGCCUGUCCAGAUCCGGGAAAGCGAGGGAAUCAUGCCGCUACAGCCCUUUGCCUUUUGUUACUGUUGUUCAUUUAGUCUCCAGUUGGAAUCCGCUUUCUCUGACGUCCUCCCUUUCUCCGUGAUGGCGGUAGGCAGCAGCAGAAAGAUUUCCUGUCUCAGAAUACUGUGAGCAUUGACUGUGCGCCCUGGAGAAUGAGGCUGACUUUGGAUGUCAGUGUGUGGCUUUUGUUUCUGGAUCUGUGCCUCUAUGGACCCUUGGCUUUCACUCUGCCUUCCAGGGUACACUGGAUUUGGGAGCAGAAUUCUUUUCUGGAAGUACCAGAGCAAGACAGCCGCCGUCCAGUGAGUUUGCAUUUGUUGUUGGGUUUCCCGCAAGGCUGAGUUUCUGAUAAGCCAGGCAGUGAUGGCACUGAGCUGGGGGAAGGGAUCCUCUCGGGAUUCCCUCCGUCUCAUCUGUCACGCCAUCGUCACAAGCCCGCCACCAGACGGGCUUUCUCACUGGGCAGCUCCAGCAGCUCCGGAGGCCAUGACCUCCCCUGCAUUUUGAGUCUCACCUUUGCAGGCCCCUUCUCCUUCAAAUAGUGGGAAGCCAAAGGGCCUCCUUCUCCAUCCCUCUUCCCUUUUCAAGUCUCAUAACGAAAUUCUCUGCUUGCCCCCAGCAAUAAGUAGUGGCUUUCCCACCCCUUACCUGGAAGCCAAAAAUGUGGGAGACUCUGUUUUUCAUCAAUGUCGGUAGAAAGGACUUAGCUAAUUUCUUAAACGCAAGAAUCACUGGGGUGCUGAAUUUUACAUAGAAUCUCGUUUGAAUGGUUGUUUCUCGUUCUAGAAGCAUUCGCUUGUGGUCACGGCCUAGUGAUUAACGCUCUCGGAGUUUGAGAAAGACAAAAGUGAUGUAAUUUGCAUGAGAUGGACUAGGUGCUACCUUAGGAGCAGUGAAAGGACCCGAAGGAGAUGGGUGACCCAGGAGACUGAGGCGUGAAGUCUUCUGGGCAGCUCAGAGGUUCGAGGACACGGGAGGAUUUGUAUCCUUUGCCCACGCCUAAAAUACACAGAUGUGCGGCAGGGUGGUUUUUGUAGACACGUGCGUCCUCACACGAAACACACCAUGCCUAGGGCUUCUGUUUGCUGAAUGUUAACCCAGCUCAGUUCACAAGCAGUGGCUCCCAAACUCUCCUGAGUGUGUUUCAGAUUUGCUGCGCUCAUCCUAUCCUCUUGACAGUGUACUAUAUGUGUUAUAUGUAUAUAUAAGUUAAAAUGACUUUGAGUUGAUUGGGUUUGAAUUUGAAGAACUCUAGAUGUCUUUAUUGAUGCCAGAGGGAGUCAUAGGAAGUUGAACGUCACUGGUCUGCCAGUAGGAUUCAGAGAGAAGCGGCUUUGGCUCCUGAUCAGUUCAUCCUCAGGUGUCCGCGUAACCCACUAAGCAAGACUCGGCAAAGGCAGUGAGCCGCCGGGCAGAGGUCGUGUUUGCCCGUGCUUCCGCGUGCCUUUCCGCGUCCCACCGGGCUGUUCUCUCAGACGCCCUCAGUUUUCCCUCAGCAACUGCUUGGUGUGGGACUUAAAACCAGAUUUAUUCUGUUGGUACAGAGACACUUCCACAGAAGCUGUGCUGUGGGGACGUCCAUCAUCUGCGUGAUGGGGCUGCAAAAUUUAUGUGCGUACACGCAUCCUCUUUAUGUCACAUCCAAACUCCCAGUGGGAGAAUUUCAGUCCCACUCCCCCAGCAGAGGAAAUACUAAUUGUCACAGUCACCACUACCCUGCAAAAAAGUUGAGAUUAGUAAAGGUUAAAUCUUGCCUGGUGCUUAGACAUUUCUUAGUCACACGAGAACUCAGCUCACGCGGACAGCAGCACCUUAACCCGAGUCACUCCCAGGACGAAUUUACCUUCUAAGCCUGAUUUUGUUUUUUCAUCCCCAGGGCCUUAACAAGAGUGUGUUAAUACACAUGACUAUUUUACAAUGAUAGCUCUAAAUAAUUUAUUUUUUAUUUCAAGAGAGAGAUACACCUUAGAAAAACAAAACCCAAGAUUUGGUUUUUAUUUUUAAAGCCAUAUUUUUGUGCUAGUAGCACGUAGAUUGUUCCAUAUGUGAGAUCCAUACCUGCAUUUCAUUACCUGGGUUUGUUCUAAAGAAGAUUUAUUUUUGUUCUGUGAAUAAUUUUUGACGGUUCUUGUACAUGUACAGAUAUAGAUACGUUUGAGGUCUUUUAUUGAUAUUCCUACAAAGACUACAAAUAAACUUUAACUUUAAGCAUUUCA
Messenger RNA from Oryctolagus cuniculus (rabbit), 11060 nucleotides. It is a transcript of the gene RASAL2, whose product is annotated as RAS protein activator like 2. The record is from RefSeq and is a predicted model, not a curated record. Lineage: Eukaryota; Metazoa; Chordata; Mammalia; Lagomorpha; Leporidae. Gene Ontology annotation, biological process: regulation of GTPase activity.